CGCACAAUUGCCUGUCUCCAGCGAGCGGCGAAUGCCGUCGCUGUCUCGGACGCUGCCACGCUGGUAUUGCCGCAGCCCGCAGGCGAUCGAGGAAAGGACGAGACCUUAGUCCUUAUGUGCUUCGUGCUCGACGAAAUGUCUGAUCGAUCUCGCCGCGCCGCGCUAUCCUCAUAGGCAAACCACCACCGCUUCUCGCCCUCCCCUAUAUAUAUUGCCCUGAACCCAACGUCGUCAUCGACUCUUCCGUCCAGAAACCAACUCACAAACCAAGAACCUACCAGGCCACCACCACCUCCUCAUUCGCCUCGACUUAGCAGGGCAAGAGUCCUAGAAGGACAGGCGCCAUGUCUUCCCCGAGGCUUUCGUCCAAAGAGGAGGAGUUGCUCCGCUCCGUGGAGAGGGCGAUAGAGAGGAGCUACGCGGCCAAGCAAGCCACCAAUGUACCGCUGUGGAGGCGGCUGCUCGGGAAUGCGUCCAAGAAGAGCAAGAAUGACUCCGCUGCCUUGACGACCGCUCCCCCGUCGCCUGGAGUUCUGGUAGGCACGCAGCGAGAAGAGCAGGAGCGCGCUAAGGAGGGUGCCGACGUCGCGAGUUCCGCGCCCAGGCAUCCGUCGGAAGCAGGUGCCGAGGGAGACGACGUGCAGCCCGCGGCUCAGGACAGGUCUGUCCAUGCGGCGACCAUGAUGAAGUCCGCGUUGGCGAGAAUCCAGGGAGGCCAGAACAGCGGGGCGUUUGUUGAUAUGGAGCUUGCUAUGAAGGGCCUCAUGGAUGUCUCCUUCAAAGGGAGGGAGAGAGUCCCCGUGUUGCCUGCCGAGUUCAGGUCCAAAUGGCCUCAUGGUAAUAUAUCACAACUGGAGAGAGAUAUUAUUGCUGAUCCGCUCAUCCUGACGUCUGGACAUACCAUUGACAGAUUCUCCUACCAGUGGUCCUCUCUGGGGGCUGCAAAACGUUUCCUCACGGUUCCAAAUCACCUCCUCCGUGACAUCAUAACAGCGUGGUGCCUUGACCACGAAAUUCCUCUUCCAUCCUCUACGUCUACUUCAGUUGCCAGUGAAGAGGCUCCUCCGCCUACAGAGGAAGAGAUGCAGCUGCUCCUUGAGAAGCUCUCCAUGCAUUCGGCAGCGCAGAAGGAGGCUCUGCACAGGAUCCAGCUUCUAUCAACAUCCUCCAAGGGCGUCCAUCCCUGCCUUGACCGGUGGCAGGAUCUGCUUCCUAAGCUGAUGUGUCUACACAAGGAGUGGAGGUCAACAUGGGCCAGGCAAUGGGAGGAGGAGAGGCUAACAGUAAUGCUGAACCUGUCCCUCCACAGGGUGAACCGGGACAUCCUUGCUAGGCAAGAGCGACUCCCACACGCGUUGAAAGAAACCAGUGCAAGGGCAGGGAGGCACGGAUACCCGUUAACAGUAAUGCUCAAGGUAUCUUCUCUAGUCACCAUCCUGUCAGAGUCAGAGUACAGCACUUUCAGGAGAAAGUUUGUUGAGAUAGAUGGAAUCGAGGAGCUUCAUGUGCUGCUCUGCAACAGGGAUUGUCUGGUAAGGAAUGAGGCCAGCGCUGCAAUCCUCGCGCUCUGCAGAGAUGAUGCUGCAGCACUGACGCGUGUUCCCGAUGCCUCAUUGGUGGAGUGCCUUUCAGAUGGCAUGGUGACCGAUGAGUGCUUGCUUCUGCUUGAGUGUACUUCGGAUCGUGAAUCUGUUCGAGAUCGGAUAGCCUUUAGUGUCGAGCUUCUGAUGGAAGCCAUCAUGGCCACUGAGAAUGGACAGGGGUAUCUUAGCUCCAGGGGCACUCGAACUGCACUUGCCCUGAUUUACAAUUGCAUUAAGGAGGCUGAUGGCAGGGGCAGGCUGAGGACGACAGUGAUAUUGCAGGGUUUUGUUGAGGCUUUGAGAAUCUUGGAGAGGAAAGAAACGCCACUAAGGACAGUCUUUCAGAUUGAGGAGAUUCACAGCAUAGUCUCACAAGCCCUUGCGGAAUUAACUCAGUGGAACAUUAGGAGCUAGUUGCCCUGAGAUCGAUAGUGCAAUCAGAACUCUUUUCAGUUCGGCUAGCUUUGCUCCAAUGUGGUAGACGAUCAUGCAGUGCUGGGAGACAGGUCAGCACUAAUGCAACAGUUUUUUUUUUUUUGCGUAGGUUGGAAUACUGCAGACACGGUGAUUAUAACAGAAUACACAUCAUUAGAAAAUUUGUCCGAUACAAAAUAUCACAAUUUUUUUGCGACCGUAGACAAGAGUUUCUGUCACUCGGAUCCAAAUUUUGCGACAGUGGACAGCAGUUUCUGUGACUCAGAUUUAUGCAGUGCUGGGAGAAAGGUCAGCACUAAUGCAACAGUUUAAUCUCGUCUCUUUUAAUGAACUGUGAUUA
Molecule: messenger RNA, 2358 nt
Organism: Zea mays
Lineage: Eukaryota; Viridiplantae; Streptophyta; Magnoliopsida; Poales; Poaceae
Product: U-box domain-containing protein 73
Exons: 3
Coding region: 345-1997 (550 amino acids)
Source: RefSeq, a predicted model, not a curated record